Messenger RNA from Ixodes scapularis (black-legged tick), 643 nucleotides. RefSeq lists its product as uncharacterized. The transcript is spliced from 3 exons. NCBI's taxonomy places the organism in Eukaryota, Metazoa, Arthropoda, Arachnida, Ixodida, Ixodidae. The record is from RefSeq and is a predicted model, not a curated record. The coding region runs from base 220 to 615 and encodes 131 amino acids.
UUUUAUUCCUGACAGAGCGCUUCAAUGUCCGUUUAUUUUUGGUUUGCCGCUAUUUAUCACCACAAGCAAAAACAUCACGCCACUGGGAUUAACCUGAAGCUCACCUCAUGAUUAACGACGCUGCCGUCCACUGUCUUAAGGUGGGCCUACGUUCAUGGGUACUUGUCUAGUGGUUCUGGAGUUGAUGUUGCUGAGAUAACCGAGACGCCGAUUUCUACGAUGGCCUCUGUCAGCAUCAUGGUCAAUUACAGCUGGCCCGAGCCCGAACCAGGCCAAUCAACGUGCUGGCCCGAACCAGGCCAAUCAACGUGCUGGCCCGAACCAGGCCAAUCAACGUGCUGGCCCGAGCCCGGCCCGGGCCCACAGUCAAAAGUCCGAGCCCAUCCCAGGCCUGGGCUUUCGGCUCAGCAAAGUCUGCGGAUCUGGUUAUGCUUCCUGUACGAGGCAGAUCACGAAGCGGUUGCUGACUGGUCAGUUGCGAGAAAAUUUUUGUGGGAAGGACGUAAGAGAAAGUUGACAUUCAGGAACCUUCACCUUGCUGAGUGCAUCAUAAAUGCAGUGCAGAGCUGCCAUAAAUGUGAAGACUUCAAGUUAGAAACCAUGGCCACGGAUUAACUUCGCCACGCACCUGCCUGACAUCAGU